Molecule: messenger RNA, 1282 nt
Organism: Spinacia oleracea (spinach)
Lineage: Eukaryota; Viridiplantae; Streptophyta; Magnoliopsida; Caryophyllales; Amaranthaceae
Product: probable long-chain-alcohol O-fatty-acyltransferase 2
Exons: 1
Coding region: 38-1030 (330 amino acids)
Biological process (GO): lipid metabolic process
Source: RefSeq, a predicted model, not a curated record
CUAACACAAGUAUUCCAAAUUGGCAAACACCACAAAAAUGGGAGAAGAAACCCAAACAUUCAUCAAGGCAUGCUUAAUAAUUCUUGCAUCUCUUUUCUACUCUUUUUAUAUACCUUCAAAACUCCCCAAAGGCAAACUUAGGGUUUUAUCUCUUCUCCCGAUUUUCUCGCUUUUCGUAAUCCUCCCACUUUCUCUCACUAGACCCGUACCCAUUACCCUAAUAAGCUGGUUCAUUACAUGGCUAGCAAACUCAAAGCUUCUUCUUUACGCCUUUGAUCUCGGCCCAUUAUCGGCCCAAACUAGCCUACUUAAUUUUGUCUUAUUUGCUGCUUUACCCAUUAAGAUUAAGGGGAAAGAUCCUCUACAUGACACCCUACACACUAGAAUAUUGCCCCCAAAUAAUUGGCUUAGAUCUUUCUUUUUUGCACUUUUUGUAGUGAUUUAUGACCGUACAAAAAGUUGGGUCAUGUUUGGGUGUGCAUUGUUCCUCUUCAUUGAUUUGUGCUUUGCAUUCUGCGCGUUUAUUGUGGGCCCACUUGGUUUCGAGCUAGAGGAGCCGUCUGAUGAGCCUUACGCUUCAUCAUCACUACAAGAUUUCUGGGGUAGGAGGUGGAACCGCAUGGUAUCCGAUACACUGCGCCACACUGUAUACAAACCAGUUAGGAUAACUUUUGUUCAUUUUGUGGGCCUUAAGUGGGCUCAGGUGAUGGGUACAAUAGCGACUUUCUUUGUAUCUGGGCUUGUGCAUGAACUCAUGUACUUUUAUGUGUCUCGGGUCUGGCCCACUUGGGAGGUCACGUGUUACUUUCUGCUGCACGGGGUGUGUGUGGUUUUAGAGAUGGCUGUUAAGAGAGAAUUGGGCUGGAGGUUGGAAUUACAUUGGGCCGUUUCAGGCCCAUUAACUGUUGGAUUUGUGCUAGCUACUGGGUAUUGGUUGUUCUUCCCCCCACUUUGGAGGAACCAUAUUGAUUAUGAGUCAAUUGAGGAUAUUAAAGUUUUUGCAAAGAAUUUGAAGGCAUUUAUUAUAUGAAGUUUAUGGAUAACUUUAAGUGAAGGAAUUAUAGCAUAUAAGUAUUUUUUUGUGGUUGAAGUUAGAUCCAAUUUUCCAAUUAUAAUUAAGGAUUGAUUAGCAGUAAUAUGUAUAAGGUUUUCUACGUAAUUUACACUACACGUGUUUACUACGCAGUACGUAUUAUAUUUGGAUUGUUCUUUCAUAGUUCCCUUUUAUUGUUUAUAAAAGGGUAAAAGUGUUUGUGGGUCGGAUCUUUAAAUAUUGUUUAUA